UGUUCCAGCAGAUCGGGCUCAGCCUCGCCUCCUCCAUGAAUCGCUUGGUGACCUGGGAGCCGCCAGGAUGUGCCCCCGCUAGAGUUAUGGAAGCAGCCAACUUCUACUACGAGCCGCCCGGCGGAGCCGAGUGCCUAGGGGCCAAAGCCCAUCGCCGGGGACCCCGACCGGAGUCGGGCAACAUCGGUGAGCACGAGCGGGCCAUCGACUUCAGCCCCUACCUGGAGGCUGAGUGCGGGGAGUUCCUGUGUGAGCUGGGGGCCCAGCACUACAAACCGGGGCCCCUGAUGUACCACAAGAUGGAGGAGUCCCCGUCCAUCAGACCCUACCUGCCCUUCCACGCCGUGCCCUCCGGCAGCAGCGGCAACCUGAGCAGCGCUUCGUCCUGCAGCCCGCCCGGCACCCCCAGCCCCUCGUCCAAGUCGAGCGGCACCGGCGCCAAGCACAAGAAGUCUCUGGACAAGCACAGCGACGAGUACAAGGUUCGCCGGGAGAGAAACAACAUCGCCGUCCGCAAGAGCCGGGACAAAGCCAAGAUCCGCAACAUGGAGACCCAGCACAAGGUCCUGGAGCUUGCCGCAGAGAACGAGAGGUUACAGAAGAGGGUGGAACAGCUGAGCCGGGAACUCACUACCCUUCGGAACCUCUUCAAACAGUUACCCCCGGAGGCCACAGGGAGGUGCUAGGGGCACUGGAGGGACACCUGGAGCGCACCAUUGCUUCCUGGGGUCACGGAGACUGGCACCUCGGGUAUAAUGCCAACCCUCCUUACACCAGAGGAGGGUCAAGAGACUG
This is a messenger RNA of Nanorana parkeri, 795 nucleotides long. It is a transcript of the gene CEBPB, whose product is annotated as CCAAT/enhancer binding protein beta. Gene Ontology annotation, molecular function: RNA polymerase II cis-regulatory region sequence-specific DNA binding; DNA-binding transcription factor activity, RNA polymerase II-specific. The transcript has a single exon. Gene Ontology annotation, biological process: DNA-templated transcription; regulation of transcription by RNA polymerase II; regulation of cell differentiation. NCBI's taxonomy places the organism in Eukaryota, Metazoa, Chordata, Amphibia, Anura, Dicroglossidae. The record is from RefSeq and is a predicted model, not a curated record. Bases 36 to 686 code for a protein of 216 amino acids.